Molecule: messenger RNA, 225 nt
Organism: Blastomyces gilchristii SLH14081
Lineage: Eukaryota; Fungi; Ascomycota; Eurotiomycetes; Onygenales; Ajellomycetaceae
Exons: 1
Coding region: 1-225 (74 amino acids)
Source: RefSeq, a predicted model, not a curated record
AUGACAGUAAGAGAGGCAGAGAACAGAUCAGACACAGAUGAAUCAAUUAGCAGAAGAGAUGAUAUCUCACUGCAAGGCACAGCUACUAUCACUGCAGCUGUAAGAGAUGUAGAAGAAGAAGAAGAUGUGGUAAUAAGAGUGAUACUUCUGCAGCUCAUUGACAUCAAUGACUUCAUCUUCAACCUAGCUUUUUUAAUAGUCACAGAGGCCGCAGCUGCAUCAUGA